UGACCGAAUUGGCAAUUCAAAAUCAUGAAUAAACUUCGAAUAAUAUAAUUGAAGGGUGAUCAAGUUCAUUCUACACUGAUUUUAUCAACGUUAUAUUGAAAACAUUGCAUUAAAUUCGUGAUUCUGUUGACCAUGGAUGUGAUACCUCAAAUGCCAGGCGCACUGCACACGUGCUGAUAUUGUGCCGAUGACAAACUGUCAGAGUAAUGAUCAACAAAAAUACCAGUUUAAUAAUAAAACUAAGAGGGUCUAAAUUUCAAGUGCGUAUCGUCGAAAGUUCGUGAGUUAGUUUUAUUGGUAAAAUAAAUCGUGGCUUGUGCUUAGUUAAUAAAAUCUACGAGAAUUGGUAAACAUGGAAGAGGGCGAUGCUGGGUUAGAAUCUGCUAUUCUGGAAGCGAAUUGGAAUAGGUUAUUAAUUAUUUUGAAGCCUAAGUUCUUCCCCAAAAAUGAAGCAGGACAAUUGGUGAAUCCUCGCAUCAUUGCAACCAUGGCCAGAACAUUAACAGAGCCAUCUCCAGAUGUUCCAGAAAAAGUGAAGAUAGUAUUUUUGAAAUGCUUGAUGAAUUCUUGCGUUAAUGGUUACGAACCCAAAGAAUUUGACUAUGCAGAGUCAGCAUCCAAGGAGGGUAAAAACUUUUAUGAAAUUCUACGUGAGAUUUAUGCUAAAGAUUCUGUAACCGAUGCAGUAGCCAACAAACACGGCUAUCCAAGUUUUACUCACUUUCCUUAUGAGGGUGUUGCCAAAUGGGCAACAAACUACAUUUCAUAUGUUUUAUUAAAUCAUGAAAAACAGUCUGAUGAUAAAUUAGAGAUUUUGAGAUUGAGCAUACAAUUCCUUUGCAAUCUCUGUAAAUCUCCUCCACAAUGUAUAUUUGAUGAACAGUUCAAGAAAACGAUGAUCGUUUUCAUCCAGCAUGAACAUUUACCUGUUCAGAGAGCAGCCUGUGCCUUUGUUCACAAUGCACUUACUCUUUUUCAAGAAAUGUACUAUACAGAUUUUGAGAAAGACAGCUUAACAUUAUCUUUAAUCAAGCCAGUCAAAUUGGGGAUUCCAUCCGCUAUUGAUGCAUUGAAAUAUUUAUUGAAAGACCCCGUGAGAUUGUGUAGUAUUUACAAAGAUCUGCCUACAGACGAUAGGUUAUAUCUUCUCGAGCUUAUUUACCAGGAAUUACGUGAAACUGGUUUUGAGACCAGUGCAAUCAAAUUUUCUUCCGAAUCAAUCUCUUUUUUAUCAAAUCGUUUUAAAAGAAAAAGCGACUGUGUAUUGAAAACAGUCAACUCAUAUAUGGAUGGAACCGAGCCAAUGGAAAUCAUGAUCCUAUUGGAUAUUCUGGGAGUUCUCACUUCGAUAACUUCUGAAGAUAAGAAUUUCGUAGUCACGCUUCAGAAUGAUAAAAGUCUUCUCAUCAACUGUAUCUUUUUGUUAAAGUCAUUGCACAUGAUUGGGAAAGAAGGCGAUAACUUCUUUACACCUGUGCAAAGACUUAAUGAGCUCGCACCAAGCGGAAGCAUUGUUAAAGAUUUAAAUGGCGAGACACAGAAUGAGAAUGCUGCUCGGCGUAGCGGUGAUAUUCAGUCCCACCCUGCCUUUGGAUUUAAAGCUGGAUUGAUACGACUUAUUGGUAAUAUGGUGCACAAGCACAAAGGCAAUCAGGAACUGCUUCGAGAAACCGAUGGAAUACCGCUGCUUUUAGAUUCUUGUAACAUGGAUGCAAGAAAUCCACUAAUCAUGCAAUGGACGAUUCUCGCCAUGCGAAAUGUAUGUGAAAAUAAUACAGCUAAUCAAGAAGUCGUUCGAGGGUUGACGAAAAUUGGUGUAGCGGAUAACAACGUCCUUCGGGAAAUGGGGAUAACUUUGCACGACGAAGGAUCUGGCAAAUCAGUUGGUAUCAUGCCUCUCGAGAGAACCUGUCGUAGCGAAAAGGAAGCGGAAUAAAAUUGGUAAAAAAUGUUUAAAAAAUUAUUUUUACAUGACAAAAAAUGAUCCAUCAAUAAUUUGUCCCUACCCAUUUUUUGAAUCCCUGACGAAUCCAAAAAAUUUCAUACUCGAAAUUUUUUUAAUACGAUUUAAUACGAUUUACGGCAUAUGUUGGCACGUGGCGAGAUAAUAACAGUCCUUUCAAAUUCUAUAAUGACAAAUUGAUUCAUUAUAAUUACUUAAUCGCUGGUUACAAUUCUGUUCGAAUGUCGAUAGGAAAAGCUGAUAGGAAAUCAAUGAUUGUGAUACCGGCACUUAUGCUCGAAGUGUAGUAUAAGUAUACUCGAGAUCGCUAUUAGAAAUUGAUCGUAAACAUAUGUGCGUCUAGAUCGCGAAUAAAUUGCGUAAUAAAUCUGCGAUUUUAUAAUUAUCUAAAGAUAUGAUCGCGUCGGACACGCAUUAUACAUAGCUACAGGUAUAAAUUCAAUUUGUGUGUAAUAUUAUAAAUAUACCUAAUACUGUUAUGCAACAGACAUUUCACAGGCAAUUUCUUUCGCGGCU
This is a messenger RNA of Athalia rosae (coleseed sawfly), 2479 nucleotides long. RefSeq lists its product as uncharacterized. The transcript has 6 exons. Gene Ontology annotation, biological process: neuron projection development. NCBI's taxonomy places the organism in Eukaryota, Metazoa, Arthropoda, Insecta, Hymenoptera, Athaliidae. Gene Ontology annotation, cellular component: cytosol. Bases 353 to 1936 code for a protein of 527 amino acids. The record is from RefSeq and is a predicted model, not a curated record.